This is a messenger RNA of Peromyscus eremicus (cactus mouse), 1136 nucleotides long. RefSeq names its product periphilin-1-like. Lineage: Eukaryota; Metazoa; Chordata; Mammalia; Rodentia; Cricetidae. The transcript has a single exon. Gene Ontology annotation, biological process: negative regulation of DNA-templated transcription; negative regulation of gene expression, epigenetic; protein localization to heterochromatin. Bases 60 to 773 code for a protein of 237 amino acids. The record is from RefSeq and is a predicted model, not a curated record. Gene Ontology annotation, cellular component: nucleoplasm.
AUGGCUACUGAUGGUCAAGAGAUGAGUAUGCCACAAGCCGACAGCCUGAAUACAGGGCCAUGAUAAACAACUUUAGAAGAAGACUUUUCUAUUCUUCCCAUUAUUCAAGACAACGAUCUCCCCAUAAACGGGGCGCUCCUUUUUUGAGAGAAUCACAUGUGGGCGGGAAGGACUCCCUACCCAGCAGAUUUGGCUCCAGUCUCAGCAGUAGAAGCAUGAUGUGCUCCUUCCAUCAGUCUCGACAUCGAUGUAAAGAGAGAGCCAUCCAGUAUUUGAAAACAUCAAGAGAUACUGUGCCUUCAGGUUCUUCAUCCAAGGUGUUAAAAAGCCCCAGCCGGCUGACUGAGACAGAACAGGCUGAUGCUGCAAGCAAGUGGGCUAAUGAAAAUCUCAAGAAGUCAGAAGAAAAUCACUUGGCUGAAAUGUCCGAGUUUGAGACGGGAUCCAAGGCACCAUUAUGUAUCAACCAGACAGAAGAACCCGAGUCCAACACAAGAGCUGGCACAGAAUUGUGUGAAGACAGCCAGCUUAGCAGUCGCUCAAAAGCGAUUGCAUCAAAAAUCACGGAGAUUGAGAAGGUUUACCGACAAGUCUGUGAAACUUUCGGGAUGGUGGUGGAAAGGCUGGUUGAAAAGGAUCGUUCCUUAGAAAAAUCUAUACAGUUUGCAAUGAAGCAGAGUUUGCAUGAAAUAGGUGAGCAACAUGUUGAAGAACUCAAGCAUUUCAUUAUGGAGUAUGAUAAUUCUACUCCAGAUUUUGGAGACACUUUUUAGAAGAAUUAGGGCUCGGUUCAAACAAAUUUUUAAAGCUUCUAGAUUUUUCCCUUUGGACUUUUGAAAUCCUUACUAUUUUGUGAUGAAGAGAAAUACUUUAUGAUAACUGACAAUGUUGCUAAGAUCAAAUAAACAUCUACAAUAGUUUUUAAAGUCUCUUAAUUAGAAUGUUUUCCCUAUGUGUAGAAUCGUCUAAUCCAUCUUCAUACAUCCCCUCCCUUCCAAAAAUAAUGUUCAAUUAAUUUUUUAAUGUUUGAAAAGGCAGUUCUGGAGAGCAGCUCUCUGUACUUAACUCAUGAUCAAUAGUCUUCCAUGAUGUGCUGGUCUCCGGGGUAUAAUUUGUAGUUAGAGGUCAUUCCAGGU